Molecule: messenger RNA, 1881 nt
Organism: Ylistrum balloti
Lineage: Eukaryota; Metazoa; Mollusca; Bivalvia; Pectinida; Pectinidae
Exons: 10
Coding region: 1-1881 (626 amino acids)
Molecular function (GO): protein binding
Source: RefSeq, a predicted model, not a curated record
AUGGUCCUCCAGGUACAGGGUCAUGGUAAACCUCGGGGACCGAUAAUCCAACAGAUACAGGGUCAUGGUAAACCUCGGGAACCGAUGGGCCUCCAGUUACAGGGUCAUGGUAAACCUCGGGGACCUAAGGGCCUCCAGGUACAGAGUCAUGGUAAACCUCGGGGACCGAUAAUCCAACAGAUACAGGGUCAUGGUAAACCUCGGGAACCGAUGGGCCUCCAGUUACAGGGUCAUGGUAAACCUCGGAAACCUAUAAUGCUCCAGGUACAGGGUCAUGCUACAAACAUGAGAAUUUUACUUCUUAUCGUGUGGAUGAUCUCAGAUGGUCUUGCCCAGUCCCUCGUUAUGGAAAAUGUGGGUUACCUGAAUUUACCUGACUGUUCCAUUGCAAACAUUAACAUGUUUUCCGAUUCUGCAAUGAAAGCAACAUGGCAUGAACCAACUAGGUUAUUAUAUAUAGCAGGUGACCAAUGCAUUCAUGUAGUCGCCGCCGAUAACCCAACAACCCCACGUCGCAUUCAAACGGAAUACUUCAUUGAUGGCACUGACGGGAGAUUGGUCGACAUCGAAGUAUGUGGAAACACAUUGGCGGUUCUUGUAGAAAAUACUUUUUCACUAGUAGAAGGUCACGUUUACUUGUGUGAUCUUUACGACGUUUCAACAAACUCCAUCAAAUGCGACAAAAAAAGAAUUACAGUUGGCCACUCACCCAAGAGUUUAAAAUAUUCCAAUGACUGUGGUAAGCUGCUGGUUGCAAAUGAGGGACGUCCUGGAUUGGUGAAUGGGGUCUUUACAGAUCCCGAGGGAUCGGUUUCAAUCAUCGACAUGACUUUUGCUGAUACAAGUGCUCCGUGUUCUAGAGAGCUCACAUUCAGCUACUUCAAUUCUAAAGUCCUCGAAUACCUAGGGAAAGGUUUGCGUUGGUCUUACCGUGGGGAUCACAACAACGGUAUAAUCACGCAGCUGUCACAGGACAUCGAGCCCGAAGCUAUCACCGUCAGUGACGACAACACCAUGGCUUAUGUCACAUUGCCAGAAAACAAUGCUAUCGCUGUGAUUAACCUUGUCAGUGAAUCUUUCGUGGAUAUCUAUCCAAUGGGAUCAAAGACUUGGAAUACACUGAAAAUUGAUGCCAGUGAUUACGACAACGGUAGCUUUGCCACUGACUACGCCGUGAAAGGUCUGUACCAGCCGACCGCCGCUGUCUAUGUUAAAGGAGCAACAGCAUCUUACGUAGUUACCGCUAACACAGGCGCCAUGAAGACCUACAGCAUGGACGACGUCGGUGUUGACUUCGCGGAUAAUACGAGAGGAAGGACAGCGUUGUUUGGGCGAGCUCAUAUCAGUAUCGUUGAUGGGAGAGAUUCAUUUACGGAGCUCAUUACGGAUGUUCAUCUGUUCGGAGGGCGUGACAUUGGAGUAUGGGACCCCACUAAUCCUGGAUCAUUUAGUUAUACUACACGCGAUGAACUUGAGGAAAAGGCGGCAGAAAGCUUCCCUGCGGUGUUCAACGGUGAUUGUUCAAAUGAAACUCUGUCAGCUUCUGCAGAGGCUGACUCGCGCUCCGACGAUCUGGGUCCUGAACCCAACGUUUUGGCGGCAGGCACAUAUGGCUCAGUCCCGAUGAUAACGGCAGCAACACGGAAUGGUAUCAUAUACCUUUAUACCAUGCCUAUCUCCACGCUUGUCUUGAAUAGUGUUUACCGACUGGGCGACGUAACCGGCGUGCGAGAACAACUUCAGGGUUCGUCUGCUGCCGGGGACGGGCUCAUUUCUGAUAUGGGGAUCAUUCCUCAGAACGUCCUUGGCGCCGACCCCUACCUGUAUGUCAUCGCCCGAGGCACAGGAACAGUCAGUAUCAACAGGAUCUAUGUGCCGUAA